Messenger RNA from Acanthopagrus latus (yellowfin seabream), 1880 nucleotides. Its product is annotated as coiled-coil domain-containing glutamate-rich protein 1. The transcript has a single exon. The coding region runs from base 490 to 1164 and encodes 224 amino acids. The record is from RefSeq and is a predicted model, not a curated record. Lineage: Eukaryota; Metazoa; Chordata; Actinopteri; Spariformes; Sparidae.
UUAUCCAGGCUGUGAGGAGAAGGCAGAGCCACAGUCAGAGCUGGUCUGAACUGAGUGAACAAGUCACCCACAGCCUAAGUCAGAGAAAAUAACUGCUUCAAAUCAGCUAGAAGGCGCUUUAAACCCCUCAGUCGCUCACUUAACUUCACUUAUCAAAGCUGCAAAGAGCUGAUUUGACUUUUAGAGUGAGUGAAGAAGAGAGAUUAUAGAGACAGAGGAGGGCGUGACAGGCAGACAGCCGAGCAGGCAAGCUGCUGCUGCAAGGGGAGGAAGAGCAGGCUAUGCGUCGGCCAAAGCCAGAGGUCAAGAAAAAACGCGAGAGAAUAGUGAAAAGGUAGACUGAGCGUCAGAGGGGUCAUUUGUGAUCUGAGCCAGAGAAAAAAACAACUGUAACCAGCCUCUCUUUGUUGUUGUGUGGGCCACUGAAGGAGGAGGAUGUGAAGGAGAGCUGCAGGGAGGAAGGGAGGCGACUGCAAGAAAGACAAGAAAAUGCUCUCAGAGAUGAUGUGCAGGAGGAGCUGCCAGAAGCAGCAGCAGCAGCAGCAGCAGCAGCAGCAGGAUGGCAAAGGGGCUCCGCAGAGGGACCCUUCCAGCCGCAGGAGGCACGGCUGGUCCAAGAGCUGCAGGGGGCGCCUGCAGGGGCGGAGGACGGGAGGGGGAGGGUGGCCGAGAGGGCGAAAUCACCAGCACCCUCAUCAUCAUCAUCCUCACCACCAUCACCCCCUUAAACUCAAGAGGCCGGUGAUGUCCCUCCGACCCGUCAACGUCAAAGGAAACAGAGCGAGGGGGAUGCGGGCGCCCAAGAACACCAACCAGUUUUUAAUGCACGAGAAGUACCAGAUGCUGCACAUGCGCUCCGACUCUGUCGGGAGCGACAGCGGCAGCAGCUCCGACAGCGACAUGGAGCUGACAGACAUGGACUCGUACCUGGGUGUCCUGGAGAACGCCAGGGGAGCCCUCCUGGACAGUCCCAACCCGCACGGCUCAACGACACCACCAGGACAGAUCCUGGUACUGCACGAGGACGGUCUGCGGCUGCAGGAGGACAGUCUGCGGCUGCAGGAGGACAGCAUGCAGUACUUCCCCUCUGAAGAUGACCUGAUUCAGAGCCAGAAUUUCAUGCAGAGGGACUUUGUUGAGUUCUGUGACAUCCUGACGUCCUGAAGGGAAACUUUCAGGGAGCCAUUUUGUCCUCAGCAGUGUGAGACUCAAACCUCAGACUGAACGGAGGCCAGGUUUGUUCUGCUUCACGUUCACAUAAAGUGUUUUUGUUUUGUUUUGUUUUGUUUUUUUAAAGAAAAGCUCCAUCUCACUGAGUCAUUAAGCCUUAAAGUGUUAAAGAGUAUGCUCGCAGAGCGUGAUGACUCUUAUCAGUUUCCAGCUGUUGUCAACUUUUUAAAAACGUUUUUAAAAUCAAAUGUCAUUUUUGUUAAUACUCGCUCAUCAAUCUGCCUUACUUUGUCUUUUUUAAAGAUACUGGCACUGAUGUUCUGAUUACAACAAGGGGACCCACAUGGAGAAACUAUUUCACCCCGCUUGUAUUUUUCUAGGUUUAAGGAAAAACUCUUAUUGAAUGUAAAGAUUAAAUGACAUUAUUAAGACAGAUGUUUUUUUGUUUUUUUAAUUUUACAGUUCAUGAUUGGUCAUGUUCAGUGUGUCCGGAUGCUGUAAAGUGCUGCCUUUCUGUUGUUAUUGUUGCACACAAAGGGAGAUGGGCUCGGUGGUGGGAGUGAGCCCAAACAGCCAAUCAGCAUCGAGCUGCCUGAAUAAGGGCUGCAGAUGAUUGGCUGAUGCAGACUGUCAUUAACAACAUAAAGAAAAAAAAAAACCUUUACUGUACAGAAUAAAACAUUAAAAAAUAAAAAUAAAUAAAUAUCUUA